AUGACAUUAUAUUAUGCAUUUCGAGUUGGUCCUAGUCUUACUUCUAUAUUCAACGAUGCAAUCUUGCAGUCCAUUGAAAGCUGUGCUCGUGAAUAUGCUGGACCUGGAAAUUCAAGCAUUCUUGCAGCUUCUGUGAAUUUUGUUGAUUUAGCAGGAAGUGAGAGAGCUUCUCAGAUCUUAUCUGCGGGUACAAGAUUGAAAGAAGGCUGCCAUAUAAACCGGAGUUUACUAACUCUUGGGACGGUGAUUCGCAAAUUAAGUAAGGGAGGAACUGGCCACAUACCUUAUAGAGACUCUAAGUUGACACGCAUACUCCAGAACACUUUAGGAGGAAAUGCCAGAACAGCCAUCAUUUGUACUAUGAGUCCUGAACGUGUUCAUGUUGAGCAAUCAAGAAACACACUCUUGUUUGCAAACUGUGCUAAGCAGGUAAGAACUAAUGCACAUGUCAAUUCAGUUACGUCGGAUAAGGCACUGGUAAAGCAAUUACAAAGAGAAUUGGCUAUACUCGAGAACGAAAUGAGGAGCUUGGGAUCAUCUUCAGUUAAAGGUGAUACUGCUGAUGUGCUGAGAGAGAAAGAGCAACUUAUUGGGAAGAUGGCUAAAGAGAUAGAAGUAUUGACUUGGCAACGUGAUCUUGCUCAGUCGCGAGUUGCAAAUUUGCUACUGUCAGUUAGAGAAGUUCAAAUGUUAAAGCAAUCAUCAAAUUCAUCAGAAGUGGCCAAGGCUCCAUGUAUAGUUGAUUCCAGCAAACACGAGGAUACAGUUACACCUAGUGCCAACAACGAAUAUCUUGGGCUAGCUGAGAAUCCUGAAGAGAAUUUUCUACUUGACGGCAUGACUCCGAAGUUUCUUGUGCCUGAGCCAUGCAAAGGUUGGGAGGUCUCUGAAAAACUGGAUCAAGAAUUUGAAGAUAGCUGCAAGGACGUUCAAUGCGUUGAAAUUGAAGACUCAAUAAAUACAAUGGAUGAACAGGAAGGAAAACUGACCACGACCGAGGUUCUUCACCAGAAAACGGGAACUGAUGAAAGUGAUGACUUCUCCCCUGAUCCUGAGGAAAAACAAGGAAAAAUAGACAUGGUUAUUACUACUAAUACUGAUGUAGUAUCAUCACCAGAAAAGGAAGAUUUGCAGUCAAGUCCUGUGUAUAAUGAUGAAACUUACAAGGCUUUGAAACAAAAAAUUCAGGAACUGCAAAGGACAGUCAAUUUUCUUAUCAACACUCAACAUCAAGACCAGUCACCUAGCUUCUCACAUACAUCUAGCUCUUGCGGUAGGAACUUGGGCAGAAGCCAAAGCUGCAGGGCGGUUGUCACAACUGUGCCAUCUUCAGCUUACUUCGAGAAGACAACACAUAAUCAAAGCACACCCCCUUCCACUGGGGUUGAAAAGGACUUCCUUGAAAGAUCAAGGCACCUUCAUCAAAUGCUUUCUGAAGUGAACUAUGACAACAGAAGCGAAAAUAUAUCCAGUAGACAUUCUCGAACUUCUUCAUUUAGUGGCUACGGCUAUGGGGAAACAUUAAAUCUUAAAGAUUUAGAUAUGGAAGACACUUCCAGUGAAACUAAUUUUCAUCCACCACCUUGGAAGCCAAUUAGCGAUGAUCCUUCGAAAAGAAUUUCUACCUCUACUGCUUCAGCAGCUGGUGGCAGUGAAACGAAGCAGCUCUCAGAAAAGCAAAUUGAUAACAAGGUGAGAAGAUGAACCUCCUGCCUCUAUUUUAUUUUUCUCAUUUCUAGAAUGAAAUCAAUCAUUCAUAUUAG
Hibiscus syriacus is the source of this 1763-nucleotide messenger RNA. Its product is annotated as kinesin-like protein KIN-7I. The transcript is spliced from 5 exons. Bases 1 to 1704 code for a protein of 567 amino acids. Gene Ontology annotation, molecular function: microtubule motor activity; microtubule binding; ATP binding. The record is from RefSeq and is a predicted model, not a curated record. Lineage: Eukaryota; Viridiplantae; Streptophyta; Magnoliopsida; Malvales; Malvaceae. Gene Ontology annotation, biological process: microtubule-based movement.